GCAUGGGUAGAUAGAUGGCUUUUAGAAUGUAAAAAGAUUAGUUCGUGUAACAGAAAGGUUUUGUUUGUUCCGGCAGAGCUUGUUAGAAAAAUAAGUAAUGGGUUAGAAAAAGUGGAGCAAGAUAAUAAUUGGGUCUUGGAGGAUUUCCAAAAAGGUGGAGCUGUGAAAACUUUUUUGAAUCAUAUAAGAAAAGGUGUAGAAUUAACUCAACAAAAUACAAAGGCAUUAUUAGUGUUUAGUGGUGGACAAACUCGACCCGCUGCCGGGCCAAGAAGUGAAGCGCAAAGUUAUUAUGUUCUUGCUCAAACACUUAAUUUAUUAUCCGCUGAAGAAAAUUCUCAUUUAAUUCUUGAUCGUAUGACAACUGAAGAAUAUGCUCGAGAUUCUUAUGAAAACCUAUUAUUCUCAAUUUGUCGCUUUAAAGAAGUGACUGGGCAUUAUCCACAAAACGUAAUUGUCGUAGGGUUUAAAUUUAAACGAGAAAGAUUUUUAGAUUUACAUAGAGCUGCAAUUAAAUUCCCAUUAGACAGGUAUUU
Molecule: messenger RNA, 536 nt
Organism: Racocetra persica
Lineage: Eukaryota; Fungi; Glomeromycota; Glomeromycetes; Diversisporales; Gigasporaceae
Source: the annotation of a GenBank genome assembly